Messenger RNA from Funneliformis geosporum, 624 nucleotides. NCBI's taxonomy places the organism in Eukaryota, Fungi, Glomeromycota, Glomeromycetes, Glomerales, Glomeraceae. The record is from the annotation of a GenBank genome assembly.
AUGAAUGGACAGCCGCCACUGCAACGUCAACCACAAAAUGAAUUGGUAGCAUGGUAUAAAGAAAUACCAAUAUGUACAAGAUUUUUAUUUACAAGUUUUAUCUUGAUAACAGUAUUGGGUAAUAUAGGUAAAAUUACCCCAUAUUUAUUCUUUUUCCCUGAAUUGGCUUUUGGUCAUUUCCAGAUAAUAGGAGGAAUUAUUAAGGGGUUGGUAUUAUUUAAUCAAAGUUUAGUAAUGGCGAUUACAUAUAUAUGGGCUCAAUUAUUCAAGGACGUCAUGGUAACCUUUAUGUUUGGUCUAAGAUUCAAGGGAGUAUAUUUACCGUAUGUGUUAUUGGCAUUUGAAGCAUUACAAAUGGGUGGGGCAUUGCCAUGGGCAUCAAUAAUAGGAAUUAUCACAGGUCAUUUAUAUUAUUAUCUAAAAGAACUAUAUCCCGCGAGUGGUGGUACGAGAUUUCUUAACACCCCACAAUGGUUAUAUAAUUGGUUUCCUGUGAAUACAUCCAGUGGUGGAUUACGAACCUCAUUUGGUGCUAUAUUAAAUCCUGGCGAGAGAGUUCAACAACAAAGUUCAACUGACAGAACAAGACAUAGUUGGGGUAGAGGUCAGAGAUUAGGAUCGUAA